CUCAGCGAGUCGCUCAGGCACCUGGUCGCAGAGGAAGACAAAUGCGUCGCGUUCCCGAACGUGUACCAGCACUUCGUAGAAGAAUUUGAGCUCGAGGACGAGACGCGUCCCGGGCACCGCAAGAUCCUCGCGCUGUUCCUCGUGGAUCCGAACGUGCGGAUCUUGUCGACGACGGACGUCCCGCCUCAACAACAGGAGUGGGCGGUUGCGGAGGCGCUGGGAGGCGUGCGGAAGCUUCCACAGGAGCUAUUAGACAUGAUAUUUGGGUUCACAGAGCCCACGCUGAUAUCGCGGAAGCAGGCGGAGGAGCACAGAGAGAGGCCGAUGGAGGAACGGAGCGCGUUCGUCGAGAUUCACAACGAGCAGACUUUCGAGAUGCAUUUCACCAUGUGCGAGCAUUGA
Molecule: messenger RNA, 402 nt
Organism: Epithele typhae
Lineage: Eukaryota; Fungi; Basidiomycota; Agaricomycetes; Polyporales; Epitheliaceae
Exons: 1
Source: RefSeq, a predicted model, not a curated record